Molecule: messenger RNA, 1388 nt
Organism: Eupeodes corollae
Lineage: Eukaryota; Metazoa; Arthropoda; Insecta; Diptera; Syrphidae
Gene: Fer2
Product: achaete-scute homolog 1a
Exons: 5
Coding region: 91-765 (224 amino acids)
Biological process (GO): regulation of transcription by RNA polymerase II; developmental process
Molecular function (GO): RNA polymerase II transcription regulatory region sequence-specific DNA binding; DNA-binding transcription factor activity, RNA polymerase II-specific; protein dimerization activity
Source: RefSeq, a predicted model, not a curated record
UAAAAUAAAUGUUGGUUUCUGUGAAUAAAAACUUAAAUCUAAAUAAAUAAAUUAAGUGGCUGUGUUUUGAAAUUAAACAAAAUAAGUAAAAUGUCGCGAAAUCAAUUACCAGACUCUUCAUCUUCACCACCAAUUAGUCAACUUUCCUUCCAUAACUUUGAUGAUGACCUUAUCAACGAUUUACCCUCUUGUGUUUAUGCAAGCCAGCAUCAUCCAAGCAAUACUAGUAAUAAUAUUCGUAUUAAUUCAAACAUUCGACAAAUUCAACACCAAUAUUUGCAUCACACAGAAUGCCUCGACUCACCAACGCCAUCAAAUAUAAAUCAUCCAGCUAAUAUAUCAAAUUACAAUUCAGCACCUUAUAAAAUCCAGAGACAACAAGCUAGCAUUCGCGAAAGGAAACGCAUCCAGAGGUCUGCUCCAACUGGUAGUAUAAAUUCAGCUUUUGACGAACUUAGAGUCCAUGUGCCAACAUUUCCAUAUGAAAAACGUUUAAGUAAAAUUGAUACUUUACGACUUGCUAUUGCUUAUAUUUCUUUGCUGAGGGAAGUUUUACAAACAGAUUAUGAUCCUUUAACAUAUGUGGAAAAAUGCUUAAGAGGAGAGAUUAAGGCUGAUCGAGCAAAUUGGAAUACCAAUCUUACUGCUCGUUUGUCUUGGAUCAAUUGGGAAAAUCUAGGCGUCCAUCCCGGUCGAAGAACUCUUCUUACUUCACUAGCGCUUUCAUCUGAUCCACUUUGUGGGCCGCACUGCGGCCCAAAUUAAAAUGAAUAAAUAACAAUUGGGCUGCCAAAACUUAAUUUAAGAACAAAAAUUAAAAAAAAAAAAAAACAAAAACCAAAGAAUAAUGAAAUGAAAAGUCUUCCUUGAAUUUGUUUGUUUUGUUUUCAUAAAUUUAUUUUUGAUUCAAUUCCUUGAUUUUUAUUUUUGUUUAAAUACACUUAUUUUAACAUCACUUAAGUUUUCAUUUGUUAUUUAAUUAAACAUAAAUUAAUAAUCUAAUAUAAUAAUUUACAUACAUUGAGCGAGACAAGAGAUGGUGAUAGAUAUGGAGUUAGACGCAAUAACAGAAUAUAAAUUAUUUCAGCAUAUUUUUAUUAUUGUAUGUGUAUAUAAUUUUUGUAUUAUAAAUUGAAUAACAAAAUGGCAUUUGUUGUUUUUUUCUUAUUAGUUUAAAAAAAUGAUAAACUUUUUUUGUUAAUUAAGAAUGUUUUAAGAAAAACAAUAUUUGUUUUUUGGAAAAAUAAUUGUAAUUAUUCUUUUCUUGUUAUAUUAUUUAAUUAUCCUUUAUUAUCUAUAAGAAAAACUUAAAACUUAACAUUUUUUACACUCGACUAGAGUUUUUUUUUAAAUUAUAAUACAAAUUAUUAAUAUAUAUUAUAAAACAC